Acytostelium subglobosum LB1 is the source of this 159-nucleotide messenger RNA. RefSeq lists its product as hypothetical. The annotation marks the transcript as partial. The transcript has a single exon. Lineage: Eukaryota; Evosea; Eumycetozoa; Acytosteliales; Acytosteliaceae. The record is from RefSeq and is a predicted model, not a curated record.
AUGACUUUGAUUGGUAACUUAUCACCUUGGCCAGGUUCCUCAGCCGAAUCAACUCCAUAUGCCUCACCCGUGCAAACUUUGGCUAUUGGUACUGGUGCAAUCCCAGGUCUUGCCCUAUCCAACAUUGGACAUGACUAUAGAUCAUGGUGGAAAGAUAGA